Molecule: messenger RNA, 1231 nt
Organism: Juglans microcarpa x Juglans regia
Lineage: Eukaryota; Viridiplantae; Streptophyta; Magnoliopsida; Fagales; Juglandaceae
Product: aquaporin TIP2-1
Exons: 3
Coding region: 279-1031 (250 amino acids)
Biological process (GO): transmembrane transport; water transport
Cellular component (GO): membrane
Molecular function (GO): water channel activity
Source: RefSeq, a predicted model, not a curated record
GAUUGGAUAUGCUAUAUGCAUGCAUAUAACAUGUACCGUCUUGAUCCAUAUAAUUCCAUUUUAAUAAGCUUCCAAAUAACCAUAAAAUAUCAUAAUAAUACCCUAUGAAUUCGCUUUCAAACGAAUUAAUUAGUGCCAUUUACUGAAGUUUCUAGUGUCUACAUAUAUGUGGGUAACCUUGAGUUUCUAAAGGCAUUUGUUCUGUCUGAACCCUUCGAUCUCUAUCCUCAUCGGCCACCUCUCCAUCUCCAAGGGUUUCCCAAUCACUUCUUCCAAAGAUGGCUAGAAUUGCCUUCGGACGAUUCGAUGAUUCGUUUAGUUUGGGCUCUUUGAAAGCCUAUCUGGCCGAGUUCAUCUCAACCUUGCUGUUUGUUUUUGCUGGUGUUGGUUCUGCUAUAGCUUACAAUAAGUUGACAUCCAAUGCAGCACUGGAUCCAGCCGGGCUGGUAGCCAUUGCUAUCUGCCAUGGGUUUGCUCUCUUUGUUGCAGUCUCUGUGGGUGCCAACAUCUCCGGUGGCCAUGUCAACCCUGCCGUCACCUUUGGAUUGGCACUCGGCGGUCAAAUCACAGUCCUUACCGGCAUCUUCUACUGGAUUGCCCAGCUUCUUGGCUCCAUUGUUGCAUGCUUCCUCCUCAAGGCAGCCACUGGAGGCUUGACAAUUCCCAUCCACAGCCUUGCCAGCGGAGUCGGAGCCAUCGAAGGAGUGGUGAUGGAGAUCAUCAUCACCUUUGCUCUGGUUUACACAGUCUAUGCAACUGCAGCUGACCCCAAGAAAGGUUCACUAGGCAUAAUUGCCCCCAUUGCCAUUGGUUUCAUUGUUGGUGCCAACAUCUUGGCUGCCGGACCAUUCUCCGGUGGAUCGAUGAAUCCAGCCCGGUCAUUUGGACCUGCCGUGGCUAGCGGUGACUUCCAUGACAACUGGAUCUACUGGGUUGGGCCCCUCGUCGGCGGUGGAUUAGCCGGGCUUGUAUAUGGCAAUGUGUUCAUGAUUCACCACCAUGAACAUGCUCCUCUAUCCAAUGAGUAUUGAUUUGAGUGAACUUACAAUUGUCGUGCCGAUCUCGUCCGCAUGUUUUUGUAAUAAGGAGGAAUAGCAGUUUUUGCUUUUCGAUCCUUUUAUUUGUUUUCUUUAGUAUGGUUUCUAUCAGCUUGUUUUGUCCUUGUAAAACCUUAUUCAUGUAGGGUUCACUUGUAGUUGUUGCUUUAUGAAAAUGGAUGGAGUUGGUGAAA